This is a messenger RNA of Schistocerca americana (American grasshopper), 408 nucleotides long. RefSeq names its product 26S proteasome non-ATPase regulatory subunit 10-like. The transcript has a single exon. NCBI's taxonomy places the organism in Eukaryota, Metazoa, Arthropoda, Insecta, Orthoptera, Acrididae. The record is from RefSeq and is a predicted model, not a curated record. Gene Ontology annotation, molecular function: protein binding. The coding region runs from base 1 to 408 and encodes 135 amino acids.
AUGCUGCACAAAUCUAAGGCAGAUCUGGGGGCGAGGGACGAGGACAACAAGACAGCACUCCACUGGGCGGCCUCCGGGGGCCACGUAGUGGCAGUGAGGUGUCUGCUAAUGGCAGGUGCUGACGUGGGUGCGAGGGACAACUUCCAGCAGACACCCAUGCAUGGAGCUGCACUGAAUGGCCACGCAGCUCUUGUGCAGCUGCUGGUGGCGUCCUCUGCCGACCCCAACGCCAGGGAUGAGGGUGGAUGGACGCCGCUGCACUCUGCAGCAUUCACAGGCCAGGCAGAGGCGGUGACAGAACUGCUGGAGGCAGGGGCCAACAAGAGGGCCGUGGAUAACACCAGCAAAACCCCACAGGACAUUGCCAGACAGUACAACCACCAGCAGCUGAUAGACGUGCUAUCAUAA